CAGAGGAUGGCAAACUUCAAGGGUCAUGCGCUUCCAGGCAGUUUCUUCCUGCUCUUUGGGCUCUGGUGGUCGGUGAAAUACCCUCUGCAGUAUCUCAGCCAGAAAGUAACCAAGAAAUCCCAUAGGACUUACUGCUUCCAGCGUGUGGAUGCCAUCGAAGGGGGACUCAAGAUCGUCUUUGCUGUCACAGGGAUGCUGGCAGAGCAGUUCGUCCCGGAUGGUCCUCACUUGUACCUCUACAGUGGGGAGAACCGUGACUGGGUGAAGCUGAUGAACUGGCAGCACACCACCAUGUACCUCUUCUAUGGCCUCUCUGGGGUGGUGGAUGUCUUCACCUACCUGUCCCCAGUGGUGCCACGGGGUCUGGAUCGCCUCAUGAUGUCUGUGGCUGUGUUUGUUGAAGGUUGCCUCUUCUAUUACCACGUCCUUCACCGCCCUAUGCUGGACCAGCACAUCCACUCCCUGCUCCUCAUUGCCAUCUUCGCAGGGGCCUGCAGCACCAUGCUGGAGGUCUUCCUGCGGGAUAACAUUGUCCUGGAGAUGUUCAGAGCCGGUGUCACCAUCGUCCAGGGAACGUGGUUCUGGCAGAUCGGUGUCGUGCUGUUCCAGCCAUGGGGAGGCCCAAUGUGGGAUGAGAAGGAUCACAGCAACAUCAUGUUCCUCACCAUGUGCUUCUUCUGGCACUGGGCAGCCACUGUGGCCAUCCUGGCUAUAAACUACACUCUCGCUUACUGCUGCAUCCAGAGGUGCAGGGGAGGCAGUGGGGAGCCCUACAUCAGCCUCGGAGUGCGGCAGCAGAAGAGUGACCCGAGCUCCCAAGCCACCUUCUUAAGCGGAUCUGAUGAAGAGUGAAGAGGAGGAACCUCCUGCUCCAGAUGCAUGAGGAAUCUGCUUUCUAGAGACAAAAACCAGCGCUAAUGGGAGAUUCCUGCUUUGGGAGAGCAAGGAGAGGUGGCACCAUUCUGCUGCUGGAAAGCACAUUGAGCAUGCAUUGAGCUGCCCUCCAUCCAUACCCCAAUAUUGCCCUUUCUAAGCCAGCACUGAGUUUUAGCCACAACAUUAGGCAUGGGAAUGCGAUGUGACAAGAUUGCUUCAUCCUAUGGGUACCCAUGUGUGUUCCUGUAGUGAUGGAGGGCACCCUUUCACCUGACUUUUCCAAGGGCAGGGAGGCUUUGACCUGCUGUCCUUGGAGUCAGGGACACCCCAGGUUGGGAUCAUGUACCUCUGGAGCAAGGCAUCACCCCAAGGAGGAAGAGAAAGGGUGUUGGGUGUAAGCUGAUGUCAGGUUUGCACCACUGCUAUGGCUCUAUUGUGCACAAAGCAGGUUUCAUUAUGGAAGCACUGAACUAUUGAACAUUGAGCUCUUUAUGGUUUUCCUUCACUUACAGGCUGAAAGAGCGAAUAAAUGGGAAACAAAAAUC
Messenger RNA from Melopsittacus undulatus (budgerigar), 1421 nucleotides. Its product is annotated as transmembrane protein 45B-like. The record is from RefSeq and is a predicted model, not a curated record. NCBI's taxonomy places the organism in Eukaryota, Metazoa, Chordata, Aves, Psittaciformes, Psittaculidae. The transcript is spliced from 5 exons. Bases 7 to 852 code for a protein of 281 amino acids.